AUGCCUGGCCUUGGCGUGCUCGGCGUCCACGAAGCAUACGUCCGCAGCCUUGUGCGACGCGCGCCCGACUGGCCAAAGAAGGGCACCGCAUUCCUUGAUAUGAACCCUUUGCUUGCAGAUGCGCGCGCGCUAAAGCAGUGUAUUGACUCCCUCGCGGAAAGAUAUGGCGGCGGCUUUAUCACGCACGUCGCCGGCAUCGACGCCAGGGGGUUCACUGUCGGCUGUGCACUCGCCUACGCGCUGAAUUGCGGGUUCAUCAUGGUGCGAAAGAAGGGGAAGAUCCCGCCGGGUCCGGAGGGUUCCAGCUCAAUUCUGUCAGAAGAUUACGAGCUGGAGUACGGGAAGGACACGCUGGAGGUUGCGUCGGACUCGUUCGACACCGCGCGCGUGACGAGCCCGCGCGUGGUGCUCGUCGACGACCUGCUGGCGACCGGCGGUACGGCGACCGCGGCGUGCAACUUGCUGCGACUGGCGGGGGCGACGAUCGUGGAAGUCGCGGUAGUCAUGGAAAUUAUGUCCGAGUCGCUCCAGGGCAGGCGGAGGCUCAAGGAGGAGGCGUAUAUUGACGCGCAUGCGCUGCUCACGUUUUGCGAGGAGUAGAUUGCGAGGGCGUGGCACGAGGUAUUGAGAGCCCGGACGGAACCGGGCGCGAGUGAGAAAAGAGGUUGUUUCGAGCCGUUUCUUGCACACGGUUUGAUGGGGGAGGGGUGCAGAAGACCAUUCCGCUGCUGGGCUUUAAGAGCUGCAAGAUGCUUUGAAGCUAAUCUCAGAGUUUUUAUCUAUGGUAUUCUCUCCGACGCCGACCGGAUGUCGGUCAGUGGCGAAGUCUGUAGAGAGGGAAUAUGAUGAGGAUUGAAUCUGUGUGAGAGUGCGGUAUCCUUCAGUAGUAACGAAUGAAAGUGAAAAGGUGUAUGUGGAGUGUUGCUUUCCA
Messenger RNA from Chondrus crispus (carragheen), 931 nucleotides. RefSeq lists its product as hypothetical. Gene Ontology annotation, biological process: adenine salvage. Gene Ontology annotation, molecular function: adenine phosphoribosyltransferase activity. The coding region runs from base 1 to 600 and encodes 199 amino acids. Gene Ontology annotation, cellular component: cytoplasm. The transcript has 3 exons. Lineage: Eukaryota; Rhodophyta; Florideophyceae; Gigartinales; Gigartinaceae. The record is from RefSeq and is a predicted model, not a curated record.